This is a messenger RNA of Alligator sinensis (Chinese alligator), 8737 nucleotides long. RefSeq names its product fms related tyrosine kinase 1 (gene FLT1). The coding region runs from base 16 to 3732 and encodes 1238 amino acids. Gene Ontology annotation, cellular component: signaling receptor complex; plasma membrane. The record is from RefSeq and is a predicted model, not a curated record. The transcript is spliced from 28 exons. Gene Ontology annotation, biological process: positive regulation of angiogenesis; vascular endothelial growth factor receptor signaling pathway; positive regulation of kinase activity. Gene Ontology annotation, molecular function: vascular endothelial growth factor receptor activity; ATP binding. Lineage: Eukaryota; Metazoa; Chordata; Crocodylia; Alligatoridae.
GCCGGCUGGCUGGAGAUGGGCGGCGCGGUGCCGGGGGGUGUAGGACCUACUUCAGGGUCAAAAUUAAAAGUUCCUGAACUGAGUAUAAAUGGCACACAGCACGUCAUCCAAGCGGGCCAGACUUUGAAUCUCACAUGCAGGGGGGAAAUGGUUCAUUCAUGGUCCCUGCCUGAAACACUAAGUAAAGACAGCAAAAGGCUGAAAGUAAUUAAAUAUGCCUGUGGAAGGAAUGGGAAACAGUUCUGUAGUAGUCUGACCUUGAGCAGAACUCAAGCAAAAGACACUGGAUACUAUGGCUGCAAAUACCCAUCCUCAAGUGCUGUAAAAAAGAAGACAGAACCUACAGUCUAUAUAUUUAUUAACGAUACAGGAAGUCCAUUUGUAGAGCUGCACAGUGACAUACCUAAAAUUAUACACAUGAUUGAUGGAAGAGAGAUGAUCAUACCAUGCAGAGUCACAGCUCCAGACACUGCUGUUACUUUAAAGAAGAUCCCACUAGAGACUCUGAAUCCUGAUGGGAAGACAAUAGUCUGGGACAGUACGAAAGGCUUUAUUAUCCCCAAGGCGACAUACAAAUUCAUUGGGCUUCUUAGCUGUGAGACAAUCAUUGAUGGGCAUAAGUACAGUACAAAAUAUCUAACACACCGACAAACCAACACAAUUUUUGAUGUCCAGUUAAGCACCCCAAGUCUGGUCAAACUGCUGAAAGGGGACAGCCUUGCAAUUAACUGUACUGUUGCUGCAGCCUGGAACACAAGAGUUCAGAUGACCUGGAGUUAUCCUGGAGAGGCAAACAAGAGAGGUUCUAUAACCCAACGCAUUGACCAAAAAAAUACAGAAGCUAAUAUUUUUUACAGUAUUCUAGUUGUUGACAAAGUAUGUGAUAUUGAUGAAGGCCAGUAUACCUGCUAUGUGAAGAGUGGACCAUCAAUCAAAUCUGUUAACACAACAGUUCGUGUUUAUGAUAAAACAUUUAUUAAUUUGAAACAUCGAAGAAAAAGUGUGCUUGAAGCUGUAGCUGGCAGAAAGUCCUAUCGGCUAUCAAUGAAAGUGAAGGCAUUUCCUACACCAGAAAUUGUAUGGUUAAAAGAUGGAUUACCUGCUGCUGAAAAGUGUGCACGGUAUGUGGUUAAAGAUUAUUCAUUAAUCAUUAAGGAUGUAGCUGAAGAGGAUGCAGGAGAUUACACUAUAGUUCUGAAUAUACGACAGUGGAACUUAUCUAAGAACCUAACAGUCACUCUCAUAGUAAAUGUGAAACCUCAGAUUUAUGAAAAUGCUGUGUCAUCAUUUCCUGAUCCUAAUCUCUAUCCAGUGGGCAGCAAUCAAGUGCUGACUUGCACUGUUUAUGGUAUUCCUCAGCCUAAAAUUACAUGGAUUUGGCAUCCUUGUAGACAAAAUCGUUCCAAAGCAAGGUAUGGCUUUUGCUCUAACACUGAGGGAUCUUUCACCUUGAAACCUGGCAGCAUCACAGGAAACAGAAUACAGAGCAUCAGUGAGCGCAUGGCAGUAAUAGAAGGGAAGAAUAAGACUGCUAGCAUUCUGGUUGUAGCUGAAGCCAAAUCGUCCGGAAUUUACAGCUGUGUGGCUUCCAACAAAAUAGGGACAGUUGAAAGAAAUGUUAGCUUUUAUGUAACAGAUGUACCAAAUGGAUUUCACAUUAAGUUGGAAAAAAUGCCCAUUGAAGGAGAGAACCUGAUAUUGUCCUGUUCGGUCAGCAAAUUCCUGUACAAAGACAUUGCCUGGAUUUUACCAAGGACAGUUAAUCAAACAAAAGCAAAAAAACCUCUCCCUAAGGAGUACUCCAUUACCCUCCCUCUCACCAUCAAGAAUGUUUCCCUGGAACACUCAGGCACCUACACCUGCAAAGCGCGGAACAUAUACACAGGAAAAGAAGUGCUUCAAAAGAAAGACCUUACAAUUAGAGCUCAAGAAGCCCCAUCCCUCCUGCGCAACCUCAGUGAUCAGACAGUGAACUCCAGCAACUCUGCUGCAUUAGAAUGUCAAGUGCAAGGCAUCCCAGAGCCCCAGAUAUUCUGGUUUAAAAACCAUGAAGAAAUACAUGAAGAACCAGGAAUAAUUUUAGGACCAGGAGGCAGAAUGCUGUUUAUUGAAAGAGUCAAAGAGGAGGAUGAGGGACUUUACCAGUGUGUAGCCACCAACUUGAAAGGCUCCGUGGAGAGUGCAGCUUAUGUCACAGUACAAGGAAAAUCACUUGGCCAUGGUGCUUUUGGGAAAGUGAUACAAGCAGCUGCUUUUGGAAUUAAAAAAUCACCCACAUACAGAAUAGUUGCUGUGAAAAUGCUGAAAGAAGGUGCCACAGCAAGUGAAUACAAAGCUUUGAUGAGUGAAUUGAAAAUCCUGAUACAUAUUGGGCAUCAUCUAAAUAUAGUAAACCUUCUUGGAGCUUGCACAAAAAGUGGAGGGCCUCUGAUGGUGAUUGUUGAAUAUUGCAAAUAUGGAAACUUAUCAAAUUAUCUGAAAAGCAAAAGAAGUUUUUUCUUUCCAAGCAAGGAUGCAUCAUUGCAAGCGGAUCAGAUGAAAGAAAAAAAGAAUACUGAACUGGUGGAAGGUGAAAAACAAAGGCUGGGUAGUGUCACCAGCAGUGAGAGCUUAGCAAGCUCUGGCUUUCAGGAAGAUAAAAGUCUGAGUGAUGUGGAAGAGGAUGAUGAGGAGUCUGCUGAGUUUUACAAAUUGCCCCUUACAAUGGAAGAUCUGAUUUCCUACAGUUUUCAGGUGGCAAGAGGCAUGGAGUUCUUGUCAUCCAGAAAGUGCAUUCAUCGUGAUCUAGCAGCCAGGAACAUCCUUUUAUCUGAGAACAAUGUGGUAAAGAUCUGUGAUUUUGGCCUUGCAAGAGAUAUUUAUAAGAACCCUGAUUAUGUGAGAAAAGGAGAUGCACGACUUCCCCUCAAGUGGAUGGCUCCAGAAUCCAUAUUUGAUAAAAUCUACAAUACGAAAAGCGAUGUGUGGUCUUAUGGAGUCUUGUUGUGGGAAAUAUUCUCUUUGGGUGCUUCCCCUUACCCAGGUGUCCAAAUAGAUGAGGACUUCUGCAGCAGACUGAAAGAAGGCACAAGAAUGCGUGCCCCACAAUAUGCAACAACAGAAAUCUACCAAAUCAUGUUGGACUGCUGGCAUGGCAAUCCCAAUGAAAGACCACAGUUUUCAGAGCUGGUGAAAAGAUUAGGGGACCUGCUUGAAGCAAAAGUGCAACAGGAUGGCAAGGACUAUAUUCCCCUGAAUGCUAUAUUUACUGCAGAUACUGGGUUUGCAUACUCAAGUCCUACUGCAACCAAGUCUCCUUUGAAUGAAGAUGUAUCUGCUCCAAAAUCAAAUUGUGAAAGCACUGAAAAUAUGAGAUACAUAAAUACCUUCAAAAUGAAAGCAACCCAAAGAGUGAAGACCUUUGAAGAACUUCCAGUCAAGAAUACCUUUGUAUUUGAUGAUUACCAAGCAGACAGUGGGAUGGUGCUGGCUUCAGAAGAACUGAAACGCUUCACUUGGGCAGACAGCAAACAAAAACAGAUGUUCUUUGGUCUGAAAGCUGGCAGCAGGAGCAAGGAGUCUGUUCUCUCUGGAAUGACCAAGCCAAGUUUCUUCAGUUUCAGCUGCGGCCACCUCAGUGAAGCUAGUCGAAGACUUGCUUACGGCAGCUUGGUGCUGGAGAAGAUGAAGACGUGCAGGUCUCCCCCUCCUGACUACAAUGCCAUGGUCUUCUAUUCCCAACCCCCUGUGUAAAGAACUGCUUAACAAAGGUUCAGAAUAUGGACACAAAAAUGCUUGGAGCCCUUUCAAAAGGGCACCAGCUGGUACUUCAAUAGUUGUGCACGAACAAGCUGAGAACGAUUCAAAUCCAGCAAAUGCAAAUGCACUGGAGUGUUAAAGUUGGAGUGACUUGCUGUAUUUGAAUUGUUCUCAGCUUGUUCACAUGUAAGUUAGAACAUACCAGCUGCAGCCCUUUUAAAAAGGCUCCAUCCUCUCCAAGCCUACUUUAAUCUGAAACAUGUUUCUCCCUUUCCCCCUCUGAUAAACUCAUAAAUUCAAAAGCUUAAAGAGCUGCUUUUUGAGCAAUCGGACCGGUUUUCUCCCCCAGGCACUCACUGAAACUCACAUGACCUACUUUCCUUCAGACUGCAUUAAUUGCAGCACUUGUGUGAAACGUCCUAGAGCCUUACUGCUGAGGCCAAGGGCUUGGCUUUCUCAAAUGUUCAACACCUGUAGUGCUCAAAUGGCUAGGUCUGCCUGCUCAGUAUUCCAGAAAAUUAGGCACCUAAUUGCCAUAAAGACCCCAGCUGACUUCUGGUCCCCCCCAUGCAGCAGUGGCAGAUCUGACUCCCAUACCAAGGGUGAUGUGUUAUUUAAGUGGCAUCCCAACCAUUUAGGAGCAUUGACAUUUGAAAACAGGAACCCAAUUCGACUUUCCUUAAGGAUAGCAUGGUGAAAACAGUAUAGCACUGUUCAUGUUGGUGUGGGUGCGACAGAAUGGCAAGUGACUAGGUGGGGACCUUCCAGGUUGCAUACACAGCAAGUCCUGCAAUCGAUUUCCAGGGACUGAGAAGUUCCAGUACAACAGCCUCUUUGUGGAAGCCAAGUUUACUUGCAUAGGACUGGGAGAUGAAAGCACUUUUGGCCCCAACUUCUUUUUUUAAGAUCAACAAGGCUUUGUACUUUGAGUGUGAUGGAAAACUAAUGCUUUGAGGGCCCUUCAGUUCUGGUAACCCCAGACUUAAGUUUUAACUUAGCAGCUCCCACACUAGUCUGCAGACCAGUUAGUGCAAAGAUCACACUACCCCCUCCCCUGCCCUUUCAAUGAAGACCAUGAGAAUGGAACCUAUUGGUUUACACAAUAAGUUGGAAGGUCAACAAUGGUCAAAAAAGUCCAGUGGCCACUGUCAUGCUACUUUCUUAGACCAUAAGACCAAGCCAAGGUCCUCUUGAACUAGGAAUUUCCACACACUCUACAAAGUGCAGUCAAGGAUACAAAAAUUAAACUUGAUUGAAUUAAUACACAGAUAUGCUUUCUCAAGCUUGAUCAGGUCAAGCAAAUCAUCUUGCACUUUGUCAUUCUCCCCUUGAAUGUGCACUGGAGAUAUUUUAACUUAAGAUGCUUAAGCUAAAUUUAUUCUAUGAUACCUGCUGGGCUGUCUAAUAUAUUGCACUGAUUAUCUCUUACUUAUGGGAAUCUGUCAGCAAUGUAACAAGGUAGCCAGUAAGUUCUGUAUAUUGCUAAAAUGAAAAACCAGUUAUUAGAUGGUGGGGAAAAGGUUACUCACCAGUAACUAACUCUAUGACUUUUGGUGGUGAUGGAAGCUUUUCCAUAAGUGCAACUGAAUUUCAAAUUCUCUUAAUAGUAUUUGUGUAUUGUAGCAAAAGUAUAUCAGCAAUGCAUCCCAUACUUUUUGCGCAGCAACUCAGAAAGGAAAUCUGUCCUGGGCUUCAACAGCUGUAAAGAUGCACUUUCCCCCGUAAGCUUUGUAUGCAAUAUUAAAAGGCCUUCAUAAAAAGUUUAUAACAAGUUAGAGCAGAAAAUAUUCUCUCCCCCCCCCUUUUUUUUAAAGGAGGAAAACACCUUUGAACCAAUUAUUAAAGAGUGUUUUGUAAGUGUCACUCCUUAGCCAGCUGUUCUAAAGAACACUCUGUGACUGGCAUCUACUCCUAUCAAGGGACUGUGACAUUGUCUAACUGUGACAAUAUGUAGUCUCUCAGUGGUGGAGAAAUUGAUCAAAAUCUGAUGGGCAAUACCCACUUUCACUAUAAAGAAUGGAUAGUAUAUCUCUGAAGGAGGGUUGCAUAAUGUAAAUAGGAAUUAAAUAUGCUUUUUGUGCAUAAAUAUUUAAGAAUUGGAAUACAAGAUUACUUUUAUAUGAACUUUAAGUUCCUUGGGACAUAAAUAACGCACUUUUUCUUACACACAUAUUUUUAUAUAAUAAUUCAUUGCUAGAAUCCUACAAUAAACUUUACAUUUUGAAAGUCUUCUUCAAGUUUUGCAUGGGUGAUUUGAACAGAUGGAUUAGAAGACUCCAUGGGGCAGUACUCCCAAAUAUGCUGACAGCUUUAUAGUCAAAUAACAGCACCCAUGUUUUCUGCAAAAGUACACUUCCCACAAGGCACACAAGUGCUAUGUUGGAUAGUGAUUACAAUGGCUUGCAUGUGAAAUGUAUAAAGUGCACUGAACUGAAAAGUAAGGUGGUGCCCUCUACUCCUUCAGGAUGUUACUUUACUAGCUUUUGAAAGCCAUCUGCAAAGAAAAGCUACUCCUUCUAACAUUUCCCUCAGAAAAUUGAACAUUAUCUGGUCAGUGUUUGUUUAACUUCUGCCUCUUCCUCCACUCCUUCAUUAAUCCGCACCUCUGAAGCAGAGUGGUAAAUUGGCAGCAGCCUCUAAGAUGCCAUGGUAACCCAGCACAAAACCUCCGAGCAAGUAUAAUGAGAAAAAUCAAUGUCAGAAGCACAGAAUAGGUCACAGGAGCCAAAGUCUUAUGGCAGUGGUAGUGCUGAACUGCCAUCUUGUUUUUCAUGGGUCUGUUGGCUCUGUGAAUGUCUUAACUUACCUUUUCUGAUUUGGAGUCUUCUGCAAGGCUUCAUUUACUUAAAAGUUCACUUGGAAAGACAUAUCAGAAUGACCCUGGAAGAACAACUGUCCAUGCUUGGUAUAACUCUGAUUAUGAUCAAGAGAAAUUUCUGUUUUGUACUGAUGCUUGAUGUACUGUGCCUUUAUGCCAAUCUAAGGGAGAUUUACUGUGACUGGCUGAAUAGCUGAUUCUUGCUUUAAAUUCAAAAAAUAUUCUCUAGGAGGCUACUUCAAGCCGCCAUUCAGUAGCUUGGCCAGAUACUAAAUACUUUUGAUUCCUGCAUAUGAGAGGAUUCCUAAAUGUGUCCCUCCCUCCACCCCCAUUAAAGAUGCAAGUUGGUAUCUAGAAGAUCUAAAUUAGAAAGAAAGAGGGUAUAGCAGUAUUCACCAAACCUUGUGGGUUUAUGCCACAGUAGCAAAAUCAGGCACUGUUGCAGCACCCCUAUUUCAGCCACUGCCACCAAUUCCCUCCCACCGGUAGUGGGGGUGGCUGAAGUUAGCUUGUCUCAGAUGGCUCAAAGUCAAGUAAAUUCUGCACUGGGAUAGCCGGUAGAGUAGUUCUUGGCAUGUCUAGUACAUUUUGAGGUUUGCAGAUGAAUAUUGUAAAUAACUAGAAAUAUAGUACUGGAAGAGAUACAAAUCCUCAUGCUUCUAAACCAGUUAUUCUUAACUAAGAUGCCAUGAGAUCCUUUUGAAGGUGCCACACCCGUAUUAGUUACGCAAACCCCUACAUGUGAUUCACAAGAUAAACCCAGAGAUUUCAAAUAGGAAUGCAUCAUGUCAAAAACAUUCUGACCUGUCAUGGCCUUUUUAAGUUCUCUGCAACAGAACAACUGCUUUACUAUUGUUCCAGUCAAGAAAUAAGUAAAAAAUAAGAUCUGGCAUAUUCUAAGGGGUGCCCUGAGUCUAAAAAAGGGUAAGCACUUGCACUGCAGGUUGACCGCCCCUGCCUUAGGGCUUUUUUCCCCUCCCCAAACCUGCCUCUGCAGUGCAGACAUGAGGCAUGCUAAGGAAGAUGCAUGUUGUCCAAGAUCCCUGGGAAUUUGUUUCCCCAUUUCUUAAAUUCACAUUCUAGUUCAUACAAAAAGUUAUAACCCACUGCUUUUGGUUUACUAGCUACUGCAAGUUACUGAGGAGUGCUGCUGUGAGACUUCUGUAGCAGAUGAGAGAGAUGUGUAUGUGCAUGUAGUUGUUGAACCCACUUUUAAGGAAAUGAGAGAGUUAACAGUAGAGAAGUGCUUCCUGCCUUCUGAACUUCUGAGAAGUGCAUCAAGCAAACUUGCUGCAGCUUUAUUUUAGUCAUAUGCAAAAUAAACUCUCUAAAGCAAUAAUGCAAUUUAAGGGACCAACGGUCCAGAUUCAAUUUAUGCAAGAAAAACAGAAAAUUGACAAUUUUACAUGUAUUAUACAAAAUCUUAUGACAUUACAUAAACAUGUAGGAGGGUUGUGUGGGUACAGAGGACUUCACCCCACUAGUAAGUCACUUUUGCUGGUUAACAAUACAGAACAGAAUUUGGGGCAUUGAAGAGGUCACUUAUUUCAUGUGUAAUUUUCAGAUAAACUAAAACACAUUGUUAUUGGACAAGAGAUCUUGAUAAACAUGGAUGGAAAGGUAUUUUCAACACAGUUUCUUAGAGUUAGGGACAGUCUAUUUACGUAAAGCGGACCUGGUUUGAUACAAGCAGAAAGGAGCUACUACUUGGACUUGGGGGUUAAGGAAAUGCAUAUUACUAUGUCUCUAAUGUACAGUAUCUAGAAAUUUUAGGCCAAGUGGUAAACAUCAAAUGCAGUUUGCACAUCAUGAUUGUUCAAACUCUGCAUUGGAGUCAUUUACAGAGUGAAAUACAAAAGGAAUUUCUGAUGGAAUGAAAUAUUGUUCCAAUACUAAAGAUGUAAAAAAACGCUAUCCAGCUUGACUACUUAGCAUGCUCAAAAUAAGGCUACAUUAUUUCUGGUAUUCUUUAUUAAAAAUACUGCUGUACACAUGGAGAAUGAAAACAGAAUUAAAGAUGAGUAACACAUUGGGAUCGUGACAUAAAAACAUAACAUAUUGGUGCUUUCUGGGGGAAGCUGUUGACAUCUGAAUUACUGAAACCAGGGCAAAACAAAAAUACGUAGGUACCCUCAACAAAAUAUUUACAGCAUAGUAAAUACAGAAACAGAAUCUAAAACA